CACGUCGAACGCCACCUCCAUCGCCGCCACCACCGCUGUCGCCACCGUACGUACGCGCCGCUCUUUUCCUCCUUUCCUCUCCCCCUUCCGCCCCCUAGACGCUCUUUUUGCUCCGCCGAUCAUUUCAACUUCGCCGUUAGGCAGGGAUUGGUUACGUUAAUACGUCCGUCCAACUUUUCCAUCCUAGGGGAGGGGGGGUGGGGGAAGAAAAAAAGAACGAAGGAUCAAGUUUUUUCCCCAUAAUAUAAAUUUUCACGGACGACAAGAGAAAAAGUGCAAAUCCUUCUUUCUUUCUUCCUUUCUUUCAUUCCCGGAGAAUCUCGGGCUUAUCCGUUCACGAUUAUUUAUUAUAUACGUGUCGAUAGUUUAUUAGCCGGCUUACCUUCGAAGGCCUUGCCUUCGAACCUUCCGUCCAAUAACCAAGUAUUUUAAUAUAACGCCAUAACGAUCGAUACCGCGCGAAUUUCAUGGCCACGUGAGAUACGGAUACCUUUCCGGAUUUAUGGAGAUUCAUGGUUCGUCCUUUAUCCGUCGAUGCGACAAAUUUUUUUUCUCCCUACCAAAAACUCGAAGAACAAUCUCGAGUUCGUAUUCCUUUUUACGCUUCGUAUCGUGGCUCGUGACCACCUAUCGAAACGUGAUAACGCAUAUCGGUGUAUAAUUAUUUAACGAAACGCGGAACGAACGCGGAAAAAGAAGGAAAAAAAAAAAAAAGGAAAAAAAAAUUCGUCGAUGUCGGAAAUCUGGAUGAAUUAUGCACGGCGGUAGAAGAUACGAGACACUUGUAACGAAAACAAACAAUGUAAUUUCGCGUCCUUGCCUUCUUCUCGAUUUUUUUGUUUGUCAAUUUAACCCAAUCAGUUGAUCGAUCUUUUCCCCGAUAAGGACAACAAAUCGGAUAAGAGAUCUUAAAAGUCAAGUGCACGAUACUGUUUCCGUAUAUAAAGAACGAUUUAUCAACGGACCGAACCUAUUUCGAGAGACACGCGAACACACAGUGAUUUCGCGAUUUAUCGAAAAAUAAUCGCGAGUAUUUAUUUUUGAACGUUGGAAAUAAUCGUACCAUCGUUUAUCUCAUUAUCGAUUUCCAAAUCAACGGUGAAGAGAUUCUUUCGUUUUCAUUUUUAGCUCAAGAUGCGCCUCUUCGCAUUGGUCUUAGCCACCGUGUUGAUCACCUGUCAUGCGUCAUCCGUGAUCGAGAUAUAUCGAAACAACGAAUACGACGAAUACGAGAACAAAGGAGGUCAACUGGUUGGAUUUCUUGAAAAAUUGAAGGAAUAUAUAAAGAAUGGAAACCCCAAGCUUUCCAUUCCCGUCCUCGAUCCUCUUCAAAUCAAGAAUAUGAGUAUCGAUUUGAACGAGAAGGGUUUGAUCUCACUAAAGGGUAUACUGAAGAACUUACGUUCCAAUGGUUUGUCCGAUUACAAAGUAAAUCAAGGCGAUUUUAUGCUCGCUGGUCUCAAAGUCGACGUCGGCCUUCUUUUCAAUCAAAUCAGCGUCAUGACCGACUACAAUGUAACCGGCACACUCGUCGAUAGUUUUUCCAUCUUCGGUAAUGGAAACAUCCGCGUGGUCGUUAAAGGUCUUAACGUAACGGUAGACAUGAAAUUGGGUGUAAAGAAUAACACACUAAACAUUUCGAAUCUGACGUUCAAUGCCCAUUUAAAGGAAUUCAAUUGCGCGAUCACCGGAUUAUACAACGACGAGGAGGUGUCCAAGCUUUUGAGCAAAGCUAUUACCGAGGUGUUACCCGGAUUACUCGACGAUUAUCAAACUGAGAUAUCGAAUUACGCGAGUCCGAUUAUUGCCAACACGUUGAACAAAUUCCUCAAUAAUCUCUCGUUGAAAGAUUUGAUAGAUAUAAUUAGAGGUUGAUGAUUAACUUUAACAAUUAUCCGAUGCGUCUAAGAAAUAAAUUCCAAUACAUAAAA
This is a messenger RNA of Apis cerana (Asiatic honeybee), 1931 nucleotides long. RefSeq lists its product as uncharacterized. The record is from RefSeq and is a predicted model, not a curated record. Lineage: Eukaryota; Metazoa; Arthropoda; Insecta; Hymenoptera; Apidae. Gene Ontology annotation, biological process: multicellular organismal reproductive process.